This is a messenger RNA of Blumeria graminis f. sp. triticale, 1071 nucleotides long. The record is from the annotation of a GenBank genome assembly. Lineage: Eukaryota; Fungi; Ascomycota; Leotiomycetes; Helotiales; Erysiphaceae.
AUGUCUACCAAUCCAAGAAGAGACAAAGGCGAACCAUCCACUAGAGCCGCAAAACAAUACUUAGAGUCGAAUCAUAGUGGGGUUGAAAAUUACGAGUUACCAUGGGUUGAAAAGUAUCGGCCAGUUUUUCUUGAUGAUAUAGUCGGUAACACAGAGACCAUUGAGAGACUAAAGAUAAUUGCAAGGGACGGGAACAUGCCUCAUGUCAUUAUUUCAGGAAUGCCUGGCAUUGGAAAAACAACAUCAGUACUGUGUCUUGCUCGGCAACUUCUGGGGGACUCUUACAAAGAAGCUGUCCUAGAGCUUAAUGCCAGUGAUGAGAGAGGUAUUGACGUUGUGAGGAACCGUAUAAAGGGGUUUGCCCAAAAAAAGGUCACUCUUCCUCAAGGUCGUCACAAGCUGGUGAUACUCGAUGAAGCAGAUAGUAUGACUUCUGGUGCCCAGCAAGCCCUCAGGCGAACUAUGGAAAUCUAUUCAUCAACAACAAGAUUUGCGUUUGCUUGUAACCAAUCCAACAAGAUUAUUGAACCUCUACAAUCGCGUUGCGCCAUCCUCAGAUAUUCACGCUUGACUGAUGCACAAGUUGUCAAGAGAUUGUUACAGGUCAUCGAGGCUGAGAAAGUAGAAUACAGUGACGACGGACUGGCGGCACUCAUCUUUAGCGCAGAGGGUGACAUGAGACAAGCAAUUAACAACCUACAAUCAACUUUUGCUGGCUUUGGGUUUGUGAGUGGGGAUAACGUUUUUAAGGUCGUUGAUUCCCCUCAUCCCAUCAAAAUUCAGGCCAUGAUCAAAGCUUGCUACGAGGGAAAGCUAGAUUCGGCUCUGGAUACUCUGAAAGAAUUAUGGGAUUUGGGAUACUCUAGCCAUGAUAUUAUCAGCACCAUGUUUCGCGUCACUAAAACCAUUCCUUCUCUCAGCGAGCACUCCAAGCUGGAAUUUAUCAAGGAGAUUGGCUUCACUCACAUGAAGAUUAUCGAGGGACUACAGACACUUCUUCAACUUCAAGGAUGUGUUGCGAGACUGGCUAAGCUGAACAUGGAUCCGAAGCUUUUCGAACCGUCAAAAUAA